AUGGCCUUGAAGAGUGAUGGAGAGAAUCCUCUGAACAAUGAUGAAUUCAGAAGAACUAUUGUUCUUGAUGUGUACGCUGAUGCCACAGGUGAAGGGAUCAUGGGUACAUUUUCCAGCCCGGGAGCCAAACUGGAGCCUGGAACACCUGCCAGUCCUGGAAAAUGCGCUGGGGAAGAGCACAGACUGAUGGGGCAGCGAUGCAUGCGAUGCACAGAUAUUCAUGUUGAGAUUCUUUCCCUGCCAGAUGUUCUCCGGGAGAGGGAGGGUCGAGGUGACAGAAGCAAUCCCAGCAACCUCAGUGACAACAGUGACUUCAAUAACUCCGGCAACUGCAGCAGCAGUGGCAGUGAUGAUGAGGUGUAUCAGGAAAGUGAUGAUGAUGACCAUGUCACUAGGCAGCCGCGCAAGCGGCGAAAACUCUGGACAUGGCAGUCAUCCAGGUCUGUUGUCACUUCUGACACUUGCACAGGAGAUCCCUCUCCGACUGCUGUGGUAAACAAUAAGCCAAGGAAAUGGAAUCCGACAAUGAAGUAUGAUAAAAACCCAGUCAGUGAUUCCUCCAGUGUGUCCACUGUCCCACUAGAUGAUGCAGUGAUGAAUCAAUCAGGCGACAGCAUACCGGUCUCCGGUUUUCUUUCAAGCUAUGUGGCUAGGUCCAAAGUGUGCUACACUAUAACAUUCUAUCACAAGGAGACCGGCCGGCUCCUGUCAGCAAAUGCAAACAAGGACGACGCGCUGCUGAAAGAACUCAAGGAGGGAGGUGAGCCAUGGGAUGAGAUCACCAAGCACUUCCCAGGCAGAUCCAAGGCGACUCUGCAGGUGCAGUACUCCACCAAGCUGAAGCUUCGCACCCCGCUGCCAACUCGCAAGUUGAAGUCAAAGUUGAGGCUGAGAAAACAUGGAUGCCUUUGA
This is a messenger RNA of Blastomyces dermatitidis ER-3, 912 nucleotides long. RefSeq lists its product as uncharacterized. The transcript is spliced from 2 exons. Bases 1 to 912 code for a protein of 303 amino acids. The record is from RefSeq and is a predicted model, not a curated record. Lineage: Eukaryota; Fungi; Ascomycota; Eurotiomycetes; Onygenales; Ajellomycetaceae.